UCUACGCAACGGUGGGUUUCAACUCAACUUCGUUGUAAUUUGCUCAAAUUUACAAUAUAUAUUUCGAUUAGGGGCUUUCUUAAAUAUAGAUAUGCCGGUUAAGGGUGGAGGAAAAGGAAAACAGGCUCCAGUCGGCGGAGGAGCUGCAAGUAUUUCAAAAAGAGGUCGUCCAAGUCGAGUUAGUGUUGCACCAGGAAGAGUACCUUUUAUCAGGGAUGAUGAUGAUAUGACAGAAACUGGUGAUGGGCAGGAUGAUUGGAUGCAGCCAAAGACGUUGGUCAAGCCAGAUGAUCAACUGGAAUUAUCUGAGCAAGAGCUGAAAGAAGAAUUCACAAGAAUCUUAACAGCAAACAAUCCACAUGCCCCUCAAAAUAUUGUCAGGUUCAGUUUCAAGGAAAGAAGUUACAAGCAGACCUCCAGUGUAGAUCAGUUAGCUAUUCAUUUUGCCUUAGAUGGGAAUAUGUUACAUAAAGACUCUGAUGAAGCCAGGAGACAACUGCAGAAAUUAGGCCUAGGUGAAGCUGUAAGUGAACACACUAUCAGUGAAAUGGGUGAAGAAAAGAAGGAAGACGAUGAAGAGGGAAAAUAUGAGAUUAUAAAGUCCCCAGUUCCAACUCCAGAGGAGGAAGGGGAGAAACGUGAAGAUGAUACUACAACACCAGCACCAGCAAAGGGAACUCAGAAAUUGACAAACCAGUUCAAUUACAGUGAAAGAGCAUCACAGACUUAUAAUAAUCCUUAUAGGGAACGUGGUACAGCCACAGAACCACCACCAAGAGCCACUUUUUCAUCCAAUGCCACACAGUGGGAAAUCUACGAUGCUUAUUGCGAGGACCUUGAAAGACAGGCUGAGGAGAAAUCUAAGGAAAAGAAACAAGCUAUGCUGAAGAAAGAUGAGGAAAAAUCCAAGAAAAAGUUAACAGCAGUUGAAACUCAGGGAGACGACAUCUCAAGAAUUUCUAGAGCUGCUAAAAUAAUGGAAAGAAUGGUUAAUCAGAAUACGUAUGAUGACAUUGCUCAGGAUUUCAAAUACUGGGAAGAUGUCUCAGAUGACUUUAGAGAGCAGGAGGGUACAUUGCUGCCUCUCUGGAAAUUUUCUUAUGAGAAAGCUAAAAGGUUGGCUAUCACGGCACUGUGUUGGAACCCUAGAUACAAAGAUCUGUUUGCAGUAGGACAUGGAUCAUAUGACUUUAUGAAGCAAACUCAGGGUAUGCUAUGUUUCUACACUAUGAAAAACCCAUCAUUUCCAGAGUAUAUUUUCCCAGUGGACAGUGGUAUAAUGUGUUUAGACAUGCACCCAGAACACCCGUAUCUUGCUGCUGUUGGUUUCUAUGAUGGCUCUGUGGGUGUCUUCAAUGUGGUGGAAAAAAAUAUUAAACCACUUUACAGGAGCACAGCAAAGACCGGUAAACAUACAGACCCAGUGUGGCAGGUGGCAUGGCAAAAAGAUGAUUUAGAUAACAACCUUAAUUUCUUCUCUGUUUCUUCUGAUGGCAGAGUGGUAUCCUGGACUUUAGUCAAGAAUGAAUUAAUCUACACUGAUAUUAUUACAUUAAAAUUGGAUGGCACUCCUGAUGAAGGUCCAGAUGGCACACAAAUUGUUACAUUAGGCUGUGGAACAUGUUUUGAUUUCCACAAACAGACAGACUAUUUAUUCUUAGUUGGUACGGAAGAAGGAAAGAUCCAUAAAUGUUCCAAGGCUUAUUCUAGUCAAUUCUUAGACACCUAUGAUGCACAUCACAUGGCUGUUUAUAAAGUGCAAUGGAAUAACUUCCACCCUAAGAUAUUUAUUUCGUGCAGCGCGGACUGGAGUGUUAAAAUCUGGGAUAGCAUGUACACGAAAGGACCAAUGUUCACAUUUGACUUGGGUAGUUCUGUUGGUGACGUAGCUUGGGCACCCUAUUCGUCAACUGUAUUUGCUGCAGUAACGGCUGAUGGCAAGGUGUUUGUGUAUGACCUAAAUGUGAAUAAGUAUGAGCCAAUCUGUGAGCAAGCUGUUGUGCAAAAGAAGAAGACUAAACUAACACACAUUGCAUUCAACCCAUCACAGCCUACUAUUAUUGUUGGUGAUGAUAGAGGUCAUAUUACAAGUCUGAAGCUGUCCCCAAAUCUUAGAAAGAUGCCCAAGGAAAAGAAGGGGAUGGAGACUCAAAAGGGUCCCGAAGUGGAGAUUGCCAAGAUGGAUAAACUGUUGGCUUUAGUCAGAGAACCACCACAGAAUAAGUAAAAAAACAAAGUAUCAUAAAAUAGAAAUUCCAUCCAACACAUAUCUAUAAAGAAUACGAGCAGACCAAACAUUGUAAAUUUAGAUAUGUUAUUGACCGUCCAAGUUAUCUGUAUUUAGGCACCCUACCAUUGAACUUGAUACAUACAUUAUAAUAUCAAAUAUACAGUCAACAUCACCCCUACUUUGUAGAUUUACCAUAAUAUUUUGUACAUUUUUUUUUUCUGUUCUGAAAUUGUUCCUACUUUUCUACUGUUAUUCUAGGGACUUUUAUUGUUUUCCAUUCACCAUGUUCUAAUACAACGUUCAAACAUUUGUAUAUGUGUGUAUAUAUUAAAUAAUUUACUUUCCUUCUUUGUCAAUAAAGAAAAUCAAAUGGCGCUCUAAGUUAUAACUGUUUGUUUUGCAUUUAUUGCAAUAGUAUUAUGACAAAGAAUUGCUGAAUUAUUGAUCUUUUCAAUAAAAAUACAUUAUUUCAAAUACA
Molecule: messenger RNA, 2708 nt
Organism: Saccoglossus kowalevskii
Lineage: Eukaryota; Metazoa; Hemichordata; Enteropneusta; Harrimaniidae
Product: dynein intermediate chain 2, ciliary-like
Biological process (GO): cilium movement; outer dynein arm assembly
Cellular component (GO): outer dynein arm
Molecular function (GO): dynein heavy chain binding; dynein light chain binding
Source: RefSeq, a predicted model, not a curated record